Molecule: messenger RNA, 1105 nt
Organism: Cloeon dipterum
Lineage: Eukaryota; Metazoa; Arthropoda; Insecta; Ephemeroptera; Baetidae
Exons: 7
Coding region: 219-1079 (286 amino acids)
Source: RefSeq, a predicted model, not a curated record
UUUAUAGAUAUAUUAUGUACUUCAAAUAAAUAGAUUCCGGUUUGCGUCUGAUGUCUGUCUGGACUUGACUGAGUGGUCUUGGUUUGGGGAAUAGCAUGAUCGUGCUUACAUAAAUACUUAAAAAAUUCUUAUCGCCAUAUUGCUACCAUUAUUGCUACAUCCAUUAUGUUCGUUGUUCCUCAACAUCAAUCCAACCAACCUAAUACUGCUUCAAAGACAUGGGCAAAAAAGUAGAGCAGCCUGCGCAGCACUUAGUGCGCUUCAACUUAAACAUUUUUGCGGACAUCAGACUAAUUUGCGAAACAACGAGGCCAAAUGAGCGCAACUUGGUCGUUGUUUUCGAUAAAGACGACAAGUUGCCGAAAAGUCCAGCCUCGAGGAGAGAAGCAAGUCAGAGAAGAGCCAGUCCUGAUGAAGCGGAAACGCAACCUGUGCAUAGAAAACAAGGAGUUGUAUGUUCUUCGCCAGCUGCAGUUUCGACGCAGCGAGAAUCAGGAGAUGGAAAGCGUAAUGGCAAAAAAUCAGCUAGGACUUCAUCAAAGGGAAGAGGUGGGGUGUUGUGCGACAUUACCAAAGAGUUUGAAAUCGCUGAUACAGAUAUUCCCUGUCAAGAUCAGCCCAGCCCAACAAAGGCGCCACCUGCGAGAGCGGAAUCGCAACCUGUGCGUAGAAAACAAGGAGUUGGAAGUUCUUCAACAGCUGCAGUUUCGACGCAGCGAGACUCAGGAGAUGGAAAGCGGAAUGGCAAAAAACCAGCUAGGACUUCAUCGGAGGGAAGAGGUGGGGUGUUGUGCGACAUUACCAAAGAGUUUGAAAUCACUGAAACAGAUACUCCCUGUCAAGAUCAGCCCAGCCCAACAAAGGCGUCACCUGCGAGAGAGCCCUUGGCUGAGGUUCUACAAUACAAUGAUGGCGAGGAAGAAAAAACUGAGACUCCCAGCCUGACUGAAUCUAAUGUCAAUGAUGAUCAAACUUUUCAAACCCAACCAGUUGCAGCUAAACGGACUCUUCUAGCUGACCAAAGCAGCAGCCAAAACGACCUUGGGUGUGUAAAUUAUUUUUCUCUACUUUAUUUUUAAUAUUUUGUAUUGACAUUGUAUACAAA